AUGAUUGAGCAACUAGGAACAAUUUACUUACGAUAUUUAAUUGGCAUUCAUAAAAAGGAUCUGAUGAAUCAUGAGUUCUAUAAAUCCUGCUUAGCAGAAAGACGGGUAUUCCUCGCUCAUUAUCAGAUAAUCACUUAUUCAGAAAUCCCGUGUUGGGCUAGUUGUUUGGAUUUCCCAUCUCAUGGAAAACCCUUUUCGCUAUGCUUAGCCUUAUCCCCUGCUAGGGGUAUUUUAGUGAUAGGUUCGAUAGGAAAUGGACGAUCCUAUUUGCUCAAAUAUCUAGCGACAACCACCUAUGUUCCUCUCAUUACAGUAUUUGUAAACAAGUUCCUAGAUAACUUUCCUAAGGAUUUUGAUAGUGAUGAUAGUGAGGGCGACAUGGGUGAUAGUGACGAUCUCGACCGUAAGCUUGAUAGCCAGUUGAAGUUUCUAAGUUGGAGGAUCCAGUAUCUAGCGAUCUGA
Messenger RNA from Vicia faba (fava bean), 462 nucleotides. Lineage: Eukaryota; Viridiplantae; Streptophyta; Magnoliopsida; Fabales; Fabaceae. The record is from the annotation of a GenBank genome assembly.